This is a messenger RNA of Daldinia vernicosa, 817 nucleotides long. RefSeq lists its product as uncharacterized. The coding region runs from base 1 to 624 and encodes 207 amino acids. NCBI's taxonomy places the organism in Eukaryota, Fungi, Ascomycota, Sordariomycetes, Xylariales, Hypoxylaceae. The transcript has a single exon. The record is from RefSeq and is a predicted model, not a curated record.
AUGGCCUGCAAGCUAUACGGAUUCGCGCUGGGAGUGCAUUAUUACGACGAAGCACAACACACCCUCGGGCUACUAGUGCGACGCCUUGCCCAAGACGACUCGGCCCACGUUGCCUCUGUCCUCCUCGCGUUGGAAAAGUAUCUCGGAAUCGCGGGAACGUUACAAAUCUCUAGCGCCUCUAUACAUCUCCAGAUCUUCUUCUUCGGCUUGUGGCGUGUGGCAUCCCUCGUUGCGGGGCGAUGGCCAUCCGUUCCUGCUGUCGGAGGCGUCCGAGAUCGGUUCCAGGAAUACUUGAACGACUCUCCGUUCUUGAAGCUCGAGGAGCUGUUGGGCCAAGCAAACCUGGAAGUAACAUUUCGCGAGCAGUCGCCUAAUGAAUACUACUUCUCGGAAGAGUUAGGUAUGGGCUUUGCUCGGUUUCCUGAGCUGCGAGAUUGGGUUUUUGCUCUCGACUUUGCUAAACGGACGGUCCGCAUGUUCCAUUCCUCGAGAGCUGAUUGGACCAGCACGGAGCACCUGACAAUCACGGCUACCAAGCCAGGUGAGGAUUUAGUGAUUACAGUGCAUACGAAAGCGCAGUUUGAGUGGGUUCAGACGUAUUUGAAUUAUGGGUUUCUACCGUAGCUGCAAGUGAGCGUGUAAAUAUCGAAUAGAUUGCUGGUUCGUUGGAGUCUUGCCUAACGAUGACAGACGUAUAACUUAAUGAAGACGUCCUACCAAAUUAAAAUACCCCUGAAUGGUGGGUGGUUGUGGUAGUUGAUUUAAGGUUGGAAAUGUGGCUAGUGUGGCUAGUGUGGCUAAUGUGGCUUUGCAAAGG